AUGCCUCCAAUCACCUGUCACGUCCUCGACACAGCCUCUGGCGCUCCAGCAGCUUCGGUACCGGUUACCUUAAGCCUUCUAUCACCUUCAGUCGCUGCUCUCUCAUCAUCGCCCGAGCCUACUCAGGUCGCUACGGCUAGCACAAACGCCGAUGGAAGGAUAACGGCCUGGUCGUCAGACUUCAAGAUCGAGAACGGUCAAGUCUACAAGCUUCGGUUCGAAACAUGGGAGUACUUUAAGGGGAAUACCUUCUUCCCAUACGUGGAAGUUACAUUCGUGGUCAAUAUGGAAAAGGAUGGGAGAGACCACUACCAUGUACCCGUCCUAUUAGCACCAUGGAGCUAUAGUACUUACCGUGGAAGUUAA
This is a messenger RNA of Orbilia oligospora ATCC 24927, 366 nucleotides long. RefSeq lists its product as uncharacterized. Gene Ontology annotation, molecular function: hydroxyisourate hydrolase activity. Lineage: Eukaryota; Fungi; Ascomycota; Orbiliomycetes; Orbiliales; Orbiliaceae. The coding region runs from base 1 to 366 and encodes 121 amino acids. Gene Ontology annotation, biological process: purine nucleobase metabolic process. The transcript has a single exon. The record is from RefSeq and is a predicted model, not a curated record.